GCCGGCGCGCGGGCAUGAGGGCAUCCCGGGACUCGGCCUCUCCCGCUUACGCUCUUGCGUCUGAGGUGCUGGGGGAAUGGGGUGGGGGAGCGGCAGGUCUGAUGGCGUCCAGCCCGGGGUUCUGAAUGCGGGCCGCGGGUGAUCAGAGGCGCCCACUUCUGGCGCCAGCCUUGAGCUUGUCGCUUCGCUGCGCCUGGCCUGCGUUCCCUCGGGCAUAAAGCUGAAAUAGACACAGUUCUCUCUCAGUUCAGGGAACCCGAGAGGGUAUGCAUGUGACCGUCAGUGCUCAGCACGACCCAGAGCAUCACUCUGGAUGCGGUUCUGGAGAGGGCCUCCCCUGCUCCUGCUCCUACCUUAGGCUCACUCCAGGGGAGUCUGGCCCCCAGGCCUCGCCCAGCUGGAAGCUGGGGGCUGGUGAGAGCCUCGAGAGCAGAGGUGAGGUGGGAGCACGGCUUUUGGAAUUGCUGCUCCUCCAAUAGGAGUAGAAGGGCCCUGACCAGGCUGGAAGACACGGUGGUCACUGGCUGUAAGUUUGCAGGUGCCAUCUGUGCGUUACAGCUGAAGCUGGCUUGCCGCUUAUGGCAGCGAAUCCAUUUUCCUGUUUACCACGCUUCCUUAUACUUGCAAAGGGAAUCCAUUACAGCAUUCAUUGAUGACGGUGUACAGGCGGGUUACGUCCUUGGGACGUGAACACACAACAGACCGCAUUGGUAUCAUUUGAAGAUGUGGCCGUGACCUUCACUGUGGAGGAAUGGAGACAUCUGGACCUGGCCCAGAGGACCUUAUACCAGGAGGUGAUGCUGGAAACUUGUGGGCUCCUGGUCUCUCUGGGGCAUCCUGUUCCCAAACCAGAGCUGAUCUCCCUUCUGGAGCAUGGGCAAGAACUGUGGCCAGGGAAGAAAGUCCUCUUCAAAAGCACCUAUACAGGUGAAAGAAGAAAACAUGAGACCACAGAGCUUACUGCUGCUUCCCACCUGGCCUUCACCGAGGAAGCUCCUUUCAAGGAACAAGUGACACAGGCAGCCCCAAGAGAUUCCAGAUUGGGGCAAGCAAGAGAUCAGGAAAAGCUGUCAGAAAUGCAGGAAGGGAACUUAAGGCCAGGAACAGACCCUGACGAGGAGACAUGCCCUAGGAAGUUGAACCAUAAACAUGAUUUGGAAACAGAUGAUAGUCUGUGUUUAAGGGUUUUACAGGAGCGAGUCACUACACGAGAUGCUCUGCAUGAACAUGAUUCCCAGGGACCAAGAAAAGACCCUGUGAUUGAUGCAAGGAAUAACCUCUACAAAUGCAAGGAGUGUGGAAAAGGGUUUAGCAAGAAUUGGGCCCUUGUUCGGCAUCAACAGAUUCAUGCUGGAGUGAAGCCCUAUGAAUGCAGUGAAUGUGGGAAAGCCUGUCGUUAUAUGGCAGACUUCAUUCGACAUAUGAGGUUUCAUACUGGGGAAAAACCAUACAAGUGUAUCGAGUGUGGAAAAGCCUUCAAACGUAGGUCUCACCUCACAGAGCACCAGCGUAUUCACACUGGAGAUAAACCCUACGAGUGCAAAGAAUGUGGUAAGGCUUUCACCCACCGCUCCUCUUUUAUCCAGCAUAAUAUGACCCACACUAGAGAAAAGCCCUUUUUGUGCAAAGAAUGUGGGAAAGCUUUUUACUACAGCUCUUCCUUCGCCCAACACAUGAGGAUUCACACUGGAAAGAAACUCUACGAGUGCAGUGAAUGUGGAAAGGCCUUUACUCACCGCUCCACUUUUAUCCAGCAUAAUAUGACCCACACGGGAGAAAAGCCCUUUUUGUGCAAAGAAUGCGGAAAAGCUUUUUGCCUCAACUCAUCCUUCACUCAACACAUGAGGAUUCACACUGGAGAGAAACCCUAUGACUGCAACGAGUGUGGCAAGGCCUUUACUCACCGCUCCACUUUUAUCCGGCAUAAGAGGACCCAUACUGGAGAGAAGCCCUUUGAGUGCAAAGAAUGUGGGAAAGCCUUUUGUGACAGCUCUUCCUUAAUUCAACACAUGAGGAUUCACACUGGUGAGAGGCCCUAUGAGUGCAGUGAAUGUGGAAAGGCCUUUACACACCACUCUGUUUUUAUCCGACAUAACAGGACCCAUAGUGGAGAAAAACCCUUGGAGUGUAAAGAAUGUGCAAAAGCCUUUUACUAUAGCUCUUCCUUUACUCGACACAUGAGGAUUCACACUGGAGAAAAACCCUAUGUAUGCAGAGAAUGUGGAAAGGCCUUUACCCAACCUGCAAAUUUUGUUCGGCAUAAUAGGAUCCACACUGGAGAAAAACCCUAUGAGUGCAAAGAAUGUGAGAAGGCUUUUUGUGACAACUUUGCCUUAACUCAACACAUGAGAACUCAUACUGGAGAGAAACCCUUUGAAUGCAGUGAAUGUGGAAAGGCCUUCAGCCACAGUUCAUCUUUCACUCACCAUCGAAAGAUUCAUACCAGAGUUUAAAAGAUGUAGGAAGAGCUUUUGCAAGUGUGUUCACUUCAAUUUUAGUGCACUCAUACUGGUGAAAUACCUUUCCUUUUGAAUAUAACUAUUCAGGAAAAUCUUUUGGCCAGAGAAAUAUCUUACUCAGUAUCUGAUAAUUCAUACUGAAGAGAACCAUCGUAAUUGCUAUCCAUAUGAAAGCUUUCUGAGGAAGGUCAUCUGAAGGGUCAUUAGAAAUUGACCUGCCUAAAGCCUUAUGCUAUAUCUGAAAAUUAUCCACAAGAGAGACCCAGGGGUUAUCAUGCAUUUAGGAAGAAUUUCAGCAACAGUUCUGCCCAUGUUUAUACUACAAAUUCAUCUUGAGUAUUUUAAAAGAACAAGGAGAGGUAGAAGAGGAAAUGUAUAAGAGAAAAGAAAAAGAAAUGCGUUUAUGGCUUCUUUUUAGUUUCCCUGCCAAGCUUGUAACAAUUUGUCAUUGGGGGGAGUGGUGUUGCGGAUACAAGAGAUAAAAAGGCCUCAUCCCCUUUAUGUGUUUUUUAUACAUCCAUAGUCAGGUGGGUUGGACCAUUCAGGGCAGCUCUGCCAACAUUUAUUAAAAGUAUUCUUUACUCCAAAACAUUGUCCUGUCCACCCUUGAGGAGCAUAAGUCUGUGAGAAAUAUAAAGGCCUGAGUCAUGGAAUACUUCUUACAGAUACACACACACAUGCCUAUAUAGGUGCAGUCAAUUCUUGUUAUGGUGGUUAGAUUCUAUAAAUUCACCACAAACACUGAAUUAGUGAAUGCUGGACCAUUGCUCCUAGGGGAAAUACAGGUUUCAUUUCCUUUGAGCCUCUGUUCACAUUUUCCUCAACCAAUCAAUACAUAACCUUUAUGGAAUG
Molecule: messenger RNA, 3311 nt
Organism: Equus quagga
Lineage: Eukaryota; Metazoa; Chordata; Mammalia; Perissodactyla; Equidae
Gene: ZNF599
Product: zinc finger protein 599
Exons: 4
Coding region: 798-2453 (551 amino acids)
Biological process (GO): negative regulation of transcription by RNA polymerase II; regulation of immune system process; regulation of cytokine production
Molecular function (GO): DNA-binding transcription factor activity, RNA polymerase II-specific; RNA polymerase II cis-regulatory region sequence-specific DNA binding
Source: RefSeq, a predicted model, not a curated record